This is a messenger RNA of Anopheles moucheti, 1245 nucleotides long. Its product is annotated as clumping factor A-like. Bases 1 to 1245 code for a protein of 414 amino acids. The transcript has 2 exons. The record is from RefSeq and is a predicted model, not a curated record. NCBI's taxonomy places the organism in Eukaryota, Metazoa, Arthropoda, Insecta, Diptera, Culicidae.
AUGACUCCAACUGGUUUCCGGUUUGUGAUCGUGAAAAUUCGUGAACAAGCCAAGCCAAAGUCAAAGAAAAAUAAGAAAUUGGCACGUCGGCGACAGUAUGCUUCCUGCAUACCGAGAGGGGAGGAUUCGUCGUCGAAUUACGACACCGUAUCCGAUUCCGAUGAGGGAAACCAACCUAUCGCAGCAAACAAUGGACCAAUUGCAAAAACUCAUACGGACAGUGAUUCGUCUUCGGACGAUGAUGAUUCCGGUGUGGAACAUGAUUCGUCGGCAGAAGAGAGUGUUUCUUCGGAUGGAACUGCAACCUUGGUGGCACAUACUUCGUCGGGAGAAAAGACUAUGUCUUCGGAAGAUGAUGAUGCGGUACCAGGUGAUGAUUCCGAAGUAGAUGAUUCGUCGCCAGAUAACGAUUCCGAUGUGGAAUAUGAUUCGUCAGCUGAAGAGUGUGUUUCUUCGGAUGAAAGUGCAAUCUUGGUGGCAGAUACUUCGUCGGGAGAAAAGACUAUGUCUUCGGAAGAUGAUGAUGCGGUACCAGGUGAUGAUUCCGAAGUAGAUGAUUCGUCGCCAGAUAACGAUUCCGAUGUGGAAUAUGAUUCGUCAGCUGAAGAGUGUGUUUCUUCGGAUGAAAGUGCAAUCUUGGUGGCAGAUACUUCGUCGGGAGAAAAGACUAUGUCUUCGGAAGAUGAUGAUGCGGUACCAGGUGAUGAUUCCGAAGUAGAUGAUUCGUCGCCAGAUAACGAUUCCGAUGUGGAAUAUGAUUCGUCAGCUGAAGAGUGUGUUUCUUCGGAUGAAAGUGCAAUCUUGGUGGCAGAUACUUCGUCGGGAGAAAAGACUAUGUCUUCGGAAGAUGAGGAUGCGGUACCAGGUGAUGAUUCCGAAGUAGAUGAUUCGUCCGCAGAUAAUGAUUCCGAAGUGGAACAUGAUUCGUCAGCAGAAGAGAGUAUGUCUUCGAUUGAAGCUGCAUCAUUAGUGGUACAUCCUCCGUCUGGAGAAGAGUCUAUGUCUUCGGAAGAUGAUGAUGCGGUACCAGGUGAUGAUUCCGAAGUGGAACAUGAUUCGUCAGCAGAAGAGAGUAUGUCUUCGAUUGAAGCUGCAUCAUUAGUGGUACAUCCUCCGUCUGGAGAAGAGUCUAUGUCUUCGGACGACGAUGAUCCCGUAGUUGAUGAUGUAUUAUUGGCGGUACAUGAAUCAUCCGCUCAUGAAGACAAACUCAUACGCACAGGAGAGUUUGGCUUCGAAGAAUGA